Hymenoscyphus albidus is the source of this 1611-nucleotide messenger RNA. NCBI's taxonomy places the organism in Eukaryota, Fungi, Ascomycota, Leotiomycetes, Helotiales, Helotiaceae. The record is from the annotation of a GenBank genome assembly.
AUGCACUUCCUACACUCCUUUGCACUAGCGACGACUCUUUACACAGCCCAGCUCAGUUCUGCUGCUGCAAUUUUCCCAAAGCCAACUCCAAGCUCAUCAGCUGCGCCAGCUGAAUUUCCUACUUUUCCAUUUCGCAGCACUACAGUUCAAAAUAUUUCUUCAUUUCUCAACAUCGUCGCUGCUAUCCCCGACGAUGUGCUUGCGUCAGACGAAAGCUUAGCAGACUACUUUACCGAGAAGUCAAAAUGUCUUAUCAACCACAACCAUAAAUCCAAACGUGGAGACCCUUCGGCAAAUCACCCCAGGAAGAAGCCUGAACAACCCAAGAAUACUCCACAAGAGCCAGGAAACCCCCAAGGAAAAGGCGCGUUCUCGUGGCUAGGCUUUUCAGGGAAAAAGCCAGAGAAGCAACCAGAACCCAAGCCGGAAACGACCCCAGAGAAGGACCAGGGAAGCAAAGGGUUCAGAUUUCCGGGAUUUUCAGGAAAAAAACCAGAACAAGAAUCGGAGCCACAACCAGGACAAUGGACAGAGGUGAAACCAGGGAACGACCAGGCGAAGGAAGGGUUCAGUUUUCUUGGAUCCGGAAAACAAUCUGGAAAAGAAUCGGACCCGAAGCCAGAUGAGACAUCAAAAGAUGACCAAGGAAAGAAAGGGUUUAGCUUUUUUGGACUUGGAAAACAAUCUGAAAAACAACCGGACCCGAAGCCAGAUGAAACAUCCAAAGAUGACCAAGGCAAGAAAGGGUUUAACUUUUUUGGACUUGGGAAACAAACCGGAAAACCAGGGCAAACUACAUCGAAGAGCCCGCAACAAACUAAUGAUGUGCAAUCGAGCACUGCACUACAAGCCCCCACAAUGACCCCGCCGCCAACACCAGAACAAGAUUCAGGUCUACCUGCAAUACCUGCAGGUGUAUUACCUGCAGUUGCUGGUGCAUUACCUGCAAUUGCAGGUGGUGUUCCAUCUCUCUUGGGGGGUCUCCUCAACCCUGACGAAGCGACACCAACCCCAACACCAACCCCAACCCCGGCUACCGACCUAAGCUCCCACACCACACCUGGAGGCUUCAUUUCUGUUCCCACCGCUGCUCUGCCCAAAAUUAGCGCUGCAAUUGCGAACUAUCAAAGCAGAAUGGGGGGCGCGAAACCAACCGGUGGCAUGGACACCAAGCUUUAUGACGAAACCAUGGCAGCUAUUGACAGCUUGAUUGCACCAUUUGCCAGUGCCGUGAUUGACAAAAUCGAACACAAGAUUACAGCUGCUCCCCCAAGUGCCACUGGCCUUGCUGGUGACUUUAAGACUGCUGUGCCCGCGUUCAAUACCGCGCUUGCGGGGUUCCUUGAUGGGAUUGUAUUGAAGCAACGAGAUGAGAAGAAAUGCCUCGAGGCUGAGAAGAUGAGGGGUAUCAAGGGGUGUGUUGAUGCUCUUGCUACCUCGCCUGCUUCUAAACAGUUGGUGGCCUUGAAGGCUGCUCUUCUUGGAGCGGGUGGGGUUGCAAAGGUAGAAGCCGGGGCUAGGAGUUUGACACUCGAGCAUCCGGUGUUAAGUGUGUUGAAGAGAGUGGCUGAGGUUGGGAAAGAGGUCGGGGCCUGCCAAAUUUUGGCUUGA